Caenorhabditis elegans is the source of this 1709-nucleotide messenger RNA. RefSeq lists its product as uncharacterized. The record is from RefSeq and is marked reviewed. Bases 1283 to 1663 code for a protein of 126 amino acids. NCBI's taxonomy places the organism in Eukaryota, Metazoa, Nematoda, Chromadorea, Rhabditida, Rhabditidae. The transcript has 2 exons.
AUUUUCGCCGAAGAAAAAGAAACUGCCGAUAUUCUCGUAUCACUGUCCCGUCAAUCAUCUGAAUCUGGUCGUGGAACUCUUACAGACACUCAACCAUCAACUCCACAACCUGAUACAUCUCUAGAAUCUCCCCUAAUUGCAGAGAUUCAAGCAAUUAAUCUGACUUCUUCUGGAAAUCAAGAGCAUGUAGAAGAAGCUUAGACUCUUAAAAAGAGGCCUAAAAGCCCAAAAAAAAGACUGUAAAUAUCUGUAAUUUUCCAAUUUUCUGACUUCCCAACACCUCAUCCCCCCAAAAAAUUCCCGGUGAUAACUGUUGUGCCAAAAGAAAAGCUUAGGUUUCUGAAUUUCCUGUGGCCGCCUGACCGAGAAAAAACUCGGCCACGUGGCAAGCCCCCCGAAACGGGUUUUUCUUAGCUCCCAAUUGAUUCAUGCUUAUAGUACCAACCCCACAGCUUUUAAUCUUGAUUUUAUUCUUAAUUUUGAACUUAUUUUUGCAAUUUUCUAUAGGUGGUUCUUUUUUUUUAGAAUUUUUGGUGGAGUAUUGAAAAAAUCGGAUUUUGCCAAUUAAAAAAAAAAAUUUCCAAAAUUUUUUGUAUUUGUGAAUUUAGAGUAGCGGAUUUUUUAAUUCGAAAAAAAAUUAAUUUUUAAAAAUUUUCUAGAAAAAAAUCGCCAAAUUUUUCCAAAAAUUCCAAGUGAAAACUAUAUUUUGAUAGUUUUUUGGGGAAAAAAAUUAUCAAAAAAUUUUAAAUCUCAUUUUGAAAAAUGUUGGAAAAAAACCUGGAAAAUGCAAAAAAUUUCCAGAUUUUUCAAAAUUUUAGUUUGGAAGUUUUUUAAUUUUUCUAUAUUUCUUUUUCUCCAGAAAUCUAUUUUUGGAUGAAAAAUAUUUUCCAAAAUAACCUUUAUCAUAUACGAACGGAAUUUUUGAAAAAAAACCGAUUUUUUUUGAAAAUGUAAAUUAAAAAAUGCUUUAAAAAAAUCUCCAUUAAAAUUCCCAAAUCUAGAACAUUUUGGAAGUUCCGAAAGGCUUUUUCUCAAAAAAACUUCUCAUAUUAAAUUAAUUUUUUUACGUGAUCCAAUUUCAAAUUUCCUCCAAAAUUUACCAAAAAAAUCCCAAAUUUCUCAAACUCCGUGAACUUUUUCAACCUUAGCCCCGUCCUCAUUUUUUAUCUCCCCCACCGUUCUCCCAACUCAUGUACUUUUAAAUUUCCGUGCAUUCCCAAUUGAUAUAUUCUUCUCCUCGUGUGUGUGUUUGUAUAUUCUCCAUUUCCAACACUCUUUCCCAAUGCUACUCGAAUUGGCUUUACUUGGACUUGUCGCCUACCUGCUGCUCACCUGGCAUCGUAAAGAAGUCGAGAAGGGUGGCGAAGGACUCGGCGCGGCUGGUCCAAUUCUCGAAGAAAUGGAGGCACUUGUGCUCAAAAUUGCGAGCAUCUUCAAGAAACAGGCGGCCGGAAAUACCGUAUCCGCAUCGAAAAGAGGAUCGACACAGAGUCCAGUCAUCCGAACAGCUGAAGCAUCGACUCAGAGAGCAUCGCCGGCGAUUGCACAAGUUGAAAAGUUUGAAAGUGUUCGUCAACCGAGAGAACCGAGAAGCCGAUCGAAACAUCAUGCAAAGCAUCGUUCGAAGAUGGAUAGUGCUUUGAAGGCUGCUUCACAGAAUUAAAUUUCUUUGAUGAAAUGUGUAUGAAAUGAAUUAUUUGUCGCUUGAG